GAUUCUGAAUGAAAAGAAAAGAGAAACGAUCGAUCGGAAACCUCUUUUCCUUCAAAUCAAUUGAGGAUGCAGAGGCUCUUGAGGCUCUUCUAUCAGCCUGGAGCGCAAGCUGAACUUGAACGCGAACCGGAACGCGAACCGGAACGUCCAACCUCGAGACGAUCGACGAGACCGUCAGCCCUUGACUUCGAUCUUCCACCUCCGACAACCCAACCAGUUCCACCACCAACUCUGGAACCAUCUAUCUUCCGAUCAAUCUUUUCUACCGUAACCGAACCCGAACGAGAUUACUCGCAUCUAUCCGGCUUCGAUCUAAUGCGGGCUCUGCUCACCGAUAAUAAAACCGUCGAUCGUAGCUCAUUCUAUUACAUAUACGUGAUUUCAACAAAUAAUACAACAGCCUUGAACAAAAUAUUGGAUCGUUAUGAAUUAUCAAAACUUUUAUGGGGUCCAGGUAAAAGAGAAAUAAAUCGAUCAAAGUCAUUCACAUUUGGACAAUUAAAAUUAUUAAAAAAUCUCAAAGAUGAAUAUGUAGAAAAGAGAACAAUCUGUCGAAUUGAAUUUGAAAAUGAAAGCUGCGCGAACUUGGCAAUUGGUGUACUAAAAUUUCUUUUGUAUCAAAUAUUCAAAGAAAGUGAGAUUGGAGGUGAAGAAAAAAAUGGAUUUGAAUGUUUUAAUCAUUCGAGUUCCAGUGCUGUUUGGAGUUGGGAAGAAAUUCCUGAGAAAGGGAUGUUUGAAGCAGAGUGGUUAGCAAUGAAAAAACCAAAAAAAUUUUUACAAUGGAAUCGAAAAGUACAUUUUCAAUCAGAAAAAAACAUAUCACCAGUUUCAAGACCGAAAUUCUUAGAGACAAUAUUAGAAAUCAACCAAUUUUCAGAACUAUUGCCGUUAGAAACCAUAUUACAAACCAUGUUAUGCUUUGAACUCCUUUCAAAACCAUUACCAAAUCAAAUCAAAUUAAGUAAAGCUCGUAAGAAAUGUCAAUUUACAUUUCCUGAUACGGUUUCUUGCAAAAUAGCCUAUUUGAAGAUCUUCAAGUGUUUGAAAGAAGUCAAGGAGAAAUUAGUCUUAGAAAAGCUUGGAAGUUGUACUGAUGUUCUUAUUCCUGAUCAAUUUCAACUAGAACAUGAUGAUCAAUGGAAAAUUUGGGAUGAUUGUGUUGAAUGGGAUACCAAUCAGAUUAUAAAUUUUGCUCAUUCAAUUCGUCAACCAACAAUUACAAAUACUCCAACAAUUACUUCGAACAACUCAACUCGACAAACUGAAUCCUAUGACCCAAGUUCACUCAAACUUCCAAAGAAAUGGCAGAUUCAAAUUGUAUUAGCUACCAAUCUACCAAUCAUUCAAGAACCAAUCUCAUCAGAUUUACACUCAUUCCUGUUUGCAAAGGUUAUUAAACAUCCAUCUUCACAAGGUUUUUUUACAUUCCCAUUCUCUGUUUAUUUAGGAACUGAAGGUGGAUCUAGAUUUAGAACAAUGGUUUUAAUUUUUUAUAAAACAAAUUCACAUCAAAUGAAAUCAAAGGAUCAAAUUACAUUAGAACCGGAUGGAGAGAUAUUAAGGAGGCAAUUGAAAGAAGUUUGUCAUAAAUUUAAUUCACCUGAACAUCUACUUACAUACAGAAAAAGAAAAAUCAAAUGGCAGUACCUUGAUUUAGCUUAUUCAUCAACUGAUAAAUCUUUACAAUAUGAAAUAUACAAUGAAUUGAGCAAUUCAAAGAUAUUCAUACCUAUGAUUCAUCAACUUGGCCCAGAUGGUUCUGCACCCAAUCCUUCUGACAAUCACAGAAAUGAUGACAAUCAACGAUAUGGAAAUCUUUUUGCUAUACCUGGUGGAUUUAGAGAUUUAAGUCGUCGACAUCGUGGAAGAACAAACUCGAAUGCUGCAACCUUGUUAGAUGAUGAUGAUAAUGAUGAAGUCAUCCCAACUGAUUCAGAAACUGAUUCAGAAAGUGACAAUCUUGAUAGUGAAGAAGAAGACGUAGGAGUACAGGGAGGGAUUGAGCGCGGAGUAGUAGAGAACAAGGAUUAUAAAGCAAUCAAGCAACAACUUGAAGAUGAAAUUUGCGACCUUGAACAUCAGAAAGACGAGCCUGAUGAAGGUACUAAAAGUGCAGCUUUUGAAACUGCUCAAAUUGUCUCAGAUAGAAGAAGAAUCGAAAUUCAAGAAAGACAAAGACGUCAAAGAAGGAGACAAAAGAAAAGAAAAGCAACUGAAGAUUCUGAUUACAAAGAAAGUGAAGAGAGUGAAGACCAAGAGGAUGGGGAGGAGAUAGAUUGGGAGAAGAAAAAGAAAAAGAUGAGAAAGAUCAGAGGAAUGAAUGAUCAGGAAGAUCAACCUGAUUCAUCAGGUAUCAUUACCAAUCCCAAUUUCAUUACUAAUACUGAAGCUAUUGCAAGAAAGCAUGCUAGACCUCUUGAACGGGAACCAGGUGCAGUAUUAUAAAAGAUUUUAUAUCCCAGCUGAUAUUUGCAGGUACUUUUUGAAAACCCAUGAAAAAUUUAUGAUCAAGAUGUUUUUUUGCCAAGAAUUCAAUUCAAAAACUUGUUUGAAGAAUAUUGAAAGAAUCAUUCAAUAGGUAGUUUUAUGAUACCAAUAUGUAGAUCAAAUUGAAGGUUAAUACCUUGAAGAUUGAAAAAAUGUAUAUUGUUUGUUUAUGAAAUAUGUGAUAUAUGCUGUUGUUAACUGUCGUUGCAAAAAUGAACUUUGUUCAACUUUG
This is a messenger RNA of Melampsora larici-populina 98AG31, 2719 nucleotides long. RefSeq lists its product as uncharacterized. The record is from RefSeq and is a predicted model, not a curated record. The transcript has 6 exons. NCBI's taxonomy places the organism in Eukaryota, Fungi, Basidiomycota, Pucciniomycetes, Pucciniales, Melampsoraceae. The coding region runs from base 67 to 2445 and encodes 792 amino acids.